Girardinichthys multiradiatus is the source of this 2586-nucleotide messenger RNA. Its product is annotated as chloride anion exchanger-like. The transcript has 19 exons. Gene Ontology annotation, cellular component: membrane. Gene Ontology annotation, biological process: transmembrane transport. Gene Ontology annotation, molecular function: bicarbonate transmembrane transporter activity; secondary active sulfate transmembrane transporter activity; oxalate transmembrane transporter activity. NCBI's taxonomy places the organism in Eukaryota, Metazoa, Chordata, Actinopteri, Cyprinodontiformes, Goodeidae. Bases 1 to 2166 code for a protein of 721 amino acids. The record is from RefSeq and is a predicted model, not a curated record.
AUGAUGGUGACUUCAAGAAAACAAUAUGUCGUUUCCAGACUGGUGUACUCUGAAGACACCCUUGCUGAAGAUCAUGACAAAAUUAAGAGAAAACACAAAGCCCUCAUCGACCAUGUUAAGGAAUAUCUGACUUGUGAUGUGAAACGUGCCAAACAAGCAGUACUCUCUGUUCUACCUAUCAUUGGCUGGAUGAGGAUUUACAGAGUCAGAGAGUGGCUGUUGGGUGAUGUGGUGUCUGGGAUUAGCACUGGAAUGGUGGCCAUCAUGCAAGGACUGGCUUUCUCUCUGCUGGCCUCAUUGCCUCCCAGCUAUGGUCUCUACACAGCUUUCUUCCCAAUGCUAACAUACUUUUUUCUUGGCACUUCAAGACAUAUAUCUGUAGGCUCCUUCCCUGUCCUGAGCCUCAUGGUGGGAGCUGUAGUGACCCGCCUGGUCCCUGAAGAUGGACCACAUGCAAAUAUCACAGACUUUGAAGGUCUGACCCAGGACCAGCGGAGAGUCCUGGUGGCCUCUUCUGUGACAUUCUUGAUGGGGAUUUUCCAGCUUGCCAUGGGUGUUCUGCAGGUGGGCUUUAUUGUUGUCUACCUUUCAGACACUCUGGUGUCUGGCUUUACCACAGCAGCUGCUAUUCAUAUCAUGGUGUCCCAGCUAAAGUUUGUGUUGGGGUUGAGUGUUCUGGGAAUCAACGGUCCACUCGCUAUAAUAUAUUCCUUGGAAAAGAUCUUUGUCCAGAUCACCUCCACCAACAUCUGCGACCUAGUGAUGUCUAUAGUGAUAAUGGUGGUGGUGUUCAUUGUAAAGGAGCUUAACGACAGAUACAGAGCCAAGCUGCCAGUUCCGAUUCCAAUAGAAGUUAUAAUGACUAUUAUAACUUGUGGGGUGUCCUAUGGCUUCAACUUUGAAGAGAGGUAUAAUGUUCAAGUUGUUGGCAAAAUGGUUAGCGGAUAUGAGUCUCCUAUUCCACCUAGCAUCGAAGUCUUCCAGGAAAGUGCUCUGGAGGCCUUUCCUGUAGCCAUAGUAGGAUUUGCGGUGGCCUUUUCUGUGGCUAAAGUGUACUCUGUCAAACAUGAUUACCCCAUUGAUGGUAACCAGGAGCUUGUUGCGUUUGGGGUUAGCAACAUAUUCGGAGCAGCCUUCAGAUCUUUUGCAGCCAGCACGGCUCUCUCGAGGACUGCAGUGCAGGAGAGCUCUGGAGGCAAAACACAGAUUGCAGGGCUGAUCUCAGCGAUGAUGGCAAUGAUUGUAACAGUGGCCCUCGGCUUCCUGCUGGAGCCACUUCCAAGGUCUGUUCUGGGUGCCUUGGUAAUCGUCAACCUUAAGGGGAUGCUGAUGCAGUUCAGAGAAAUACCGUACCUUUGGAUGAGAGACAGACCAGAAUGUGUGGUGUGGGUCGGAACGUGCCUGGGUGCCAUUCUGCUUGGACUGGAUCUUGGUCUGGCCUUGGGUUUGGGCGUAGAGCUUCUAACUGUUGUCUUCAGGGCUCAAUUCCCCCGCUGUUCCAUUUUGGCUAACAUCCCUGGCACUGACCUCUACAAAGAUAAGAAGGAUUACCUGCAGAUAUUUGAAACAGAGGGGGUAAAAAUCUUCCGGAUACCUUCACCAAUCUUCUUUGCCAACAUUGAGUUCUUCAGGAACAAGCUCAUAGAAGCCGUUGGGUUCAACCCACUGAGGGUUUUACAGAAGAGGAACAAAGCGCUCAAAAAAAUCAAGAAACUGUUACAGAAAAGGGAUCAUGACAUCACAGAGAAAGGCUUAGAAAAUUUGUUCUGGACUGCAACUGAUGACACAGAGGAGCUGGACCUGCCAACAGAUCUGAAGGACCUUCCAUUUCAGAUGAACUGGAACGCUGAGCUUCCUUCGGAGAUCAGUGUUCCCAGAGUGAACCUCCACAGUCUGAUCCUGGACUUCUCUGCUGUUUCCUUCUUGGACAUUUCUGCGAUGAAAGGACUCAAAAUGGCAUUUAAGGAGUUUAUCCGAGUUGAUGUGGAAGUUUACAUAGUUUCAUGUGACGCCCUCAUUCUGGAGAAACUACACAGCUGCAUGUUCUUUGAUGAUGAGAUUCAGACAUCCAUGUUCUUCCCAUCCCUGCAUGAUGCCAUGCUGCAUGUGCUUGAAAAACAUAAGAACCACAGAACUGGCGAUGUGUUGAAAGACACCAAACUGUAAAGGCGGGACUGCUGCAACCAGGAAAAUCAACUCAAUGAAAAAUUACACUGGAAUAGUUCAAGCUCCAUUUUAAUUAUGUUCACUCACUGUGUACCACUGUGCAUUGGUUUUUGCUUUACUGUUUGUUGUAAAUGCAGUUUAAAUCCUUUUUUUUCUUUAAUAUCCUCCCAUUACAGACAAUUUGAUUUCAUCUAACAAGCACUGUUAUGCUGUUGUGAACAACUUCAGUUUUUCUAAUUCACCGCAAUAAGUGUCACAUGAUACACGGAAAUGCAUUAGUCACUCUGUUGUAAUGGGUUUGUAAAUAUUAAACCAAGGCACCAAAUAUAGGAACUGUGCAGGAGAGAAAAAGCUUUAUCAAUAAACCUAAUAAAAUGUGUCAAGCAAGUAUAUUGGAAUAAAUAAAAGUAAAAUAUCUCC